AUGGGCUGUGCUGCCAGCAUUGUUCUGCUCCAAGCCUUUCGUUCAGUGGUACAAAGGAAUUGUGUGCAUAUUUGUAGACGACGGCAAGAGGAAUUGUCACAUGAAAUCCUGCCUCUGGAGAGUGAUGAUGAAAUGAGCAGACCCAGAACUCUCAACAUUAUGCAGGAGAAACCUAAACUUUUGGAACCUUUGGAUUAUGAAACAGUAAUUGCAGAUAUUGAGAAGAAUGUUGAAAAUGAUCGUCUGAAAGACCUCUUUUUGUUCCCUGAAGAUGAUUUUUCAAUAGCCACAAUUCCCUGGGAAAUAAGAACACUGUACUCAUCAGUUCCUCAAGAUGCAGAACAAAAGGCAGAAUAUUUAUUUGUUAAAGAGGCAUGUGAAUAUUACAGUUCCCAAUGGCAUACUGUAGACUACAAAUACGAAGAGUAUUCAGGAGAUUUUAGACAUCUACCACAGCAUGAAUAUAAACCAGAGAAACUUCCUUCACAUUCUUUUGAAAUUGAUCAUGAAGAUGUUGACAAGGAUGAAGAUACAAUGUCUCACUCAUCUUCGAAAGGCGGUGGAGGAGGAGGAGGAACUGGAGUUUUCAAAUCUGGAUGGCUUUAUAAAGGGAAUUUUAACAGCACAGUAAAUAAUAGCAUAACAGUUCGGUCGUUCAAAAAGCGCUAUUUUCAACUGACACAAUUGUCGGACCACUCAUACAUAAUGAACUUUUAUAAAGAUGAAAAGAUCUCAAAAGAGCCCAAAGGCUGCAUCUUUUUGGAUUCCUGUACAGGGGUGGUACAGAAUAAUAGGCUUCGGAAACAUGCCUUUGAGCUGAAAAUGAAUGACUUGACAUACUUUGUGCUGGCAGCUGAAAAUGAGCAAGAUAUGGAUGAAUGGAUUUUUACUCUCAACAAAAUCCUUCAGAUAAAUCCAGAAGGGUCCAUCCAAGAGAGGAAAAGUGCUGACAUCAGUGAUAUUAGGUUUGAUUCUGAAGACAUUUUCAUGAAUUAUGACUGCCCUGAAGAGGAAAAUGGUUCUUCAGAGAAUAAUUUGCAUCCAGAUAUUGCUAAAUACCUCACAGAAACAGAAAAAAGUGUUCAAGAAUGUCGGAAUGUAGAUCGGCUAAACCUUUUUUCUUUAGACCCUGACAUUGCUAGCUUGAACACUCAAAGAAAGGAGUUCACAGAAAUGGAUCAAUUGCUCAAACCUUUUGAAGAAAAAGAGACAAAGCAAAUCAUGAUAACGUGCAAAUCCCUUAGUCUCAACCUUCAAGCUUGUGUUUCUGAUAAUGAAAAUGAUCCAGUCACCAAUAUUGAGCCCUUUUUUGUGAGUGUGGCUCUUUUUGACUUAAGGGACAACCGAAAGCUCUCUGCUGAUUUCCAUGUAGACCUGAAUCAUAUUAUUGUUAGACAUAUGAUAUCAUCCUCAUCAGAAAAUGGAACUGUUGAAACAACUGGCAACAAAGAUGAAGAACCUCAGGUUAAAGGAUUCCCAGAAGAGUGGCUGAAGCAUCCCAAACAGGGAAUUUUCUCCAUUAGUAACCCCCAUUCUGAAAUUGUUUUGGUGGCAAAAAUUGAAAAGGUCCUCAUGGGAAAUAUAGCUACCAGUGCAGAACCUUAUAUAAGAAACCCAGACUCUAACAAGUGGGCCCUGAAAGUAUUAAAAUCCAACAAACAAUUUUGCAACAAGUUGGGAAAAUAUCGGAUGCCCUUUGCUUGGUCUGUACGGCCUGUCUUUAAGGAUAAUCAGGGAAAUAUUGACAGAGAUUCCCGGUUUUCACCUUUGUUCCGACAAGAAAGUAACAAAAUUUCAACAGAUGAUUUAAUUAAACUUAUAAGUGAAUACAGAAGAACUGAAAAAAUUAAUAAAAUUCAGAUCAUCCCUGGAAGUUUAGAAAUUGCUGUUGAUUGGCUACCUUUGGAGCAUUCAAACUCUGUAACAUCAUCUUUUAUACCAAUCAAGCCCUUCAAAAAUGUCAAGGACUAUCAACCAACCGUAGAAGUGGAAGAAUUUGUUCAAGAAUCUACCAAAUAUUCUCAGGCUUAUAAAACAUAUAAAAACCAAAUGUAUAUCUAUCCCAAGCAUCUGAAAUAUGAUAACCAAAAAUGCUUCAACAAGGCACGGAAUAUAACAGUGUGUAUUGAAUUUAAAAACUCAGAUGAAGAAGGAGCCAAGCCAGUGAAGUGUAUCUAUGGGAAGCCUGGUGGACCAUUAUUUACAUCAGCAGCUUAUACAGCUGUGCUACAUCAUUCACAAAACCCUGAUUUCUGCGAUGAGAUAAAAAUUGAACUGCCGACACAACUUCAUAAGAAACAUCAUAUUCUAUUUUCAUUUUAUCAUGUUACCUGUGACAUAAAUGCAAAAGCUAAUACCAAAAAGAAAGAGGCCCUGGAAACCUCAGUGGGAUAUGCUUGGCUGCCUUUGCUAAAAGAUGAUCAACUAAUAUCUCGAGAACAUAACAUACCAGUGGCAACCAUUCUACCUCCCUCUUAUUUAAAUCUUCAGGAUCCUGCAGUUGGGAAGCAGAGUGGAAGUGAUGUUAGAUGGGUGGAUGGAGGAAAGCCCCUCUUCAAAGUGUCACUGUUUAUUGUAUCUACUGUUUACACUCAGGAUCCAUAUCUGAAUAGAUUUUUCCUGCAGUGCCAGAAAAGAAAGAGAGAUUUCUCUCAGCCACCUACCUCAAGUUUUAUCAUCUCCUGUAAGAAUUUACUUAAAAUUGAAAAGAUCCAUGUCGUUGUGAAUUUUCUUCCUGUGAUUCUGAACCAGCUGUUCUGGGUUCUUAUACAAAACAAAGAGGAUGAGGUAACAACUACUGUGACCAGGGUCUUUGCUGAUAUUGUGGCUAAGUUCCAUGAAGAAAAAUUAGAUCACUAUAUUCAAUCAUAUGUAAAGUAUGUAUUCAAAACUAAGACAUUUGAAGAACAGACUGUUCAUGAAGAACUGGCCAAGAAUAUAACUAAUCUGUUGCAAUCAAAUGAUCAAAGGACUGUGAAGCUUGUUCUAAAGCACUCCUGGUUCUUUUUUGCAAUUAUAUUAAAAUCAAUGGCACAGCAUUUGGUUUAUACAAAGAGAGUACAGAUUCCUCGUGCUCAGAGGUUUCCAGAAUCAUACAAAACUAAACUAGAUAAACUUGUAAUGAACAUAUCAGAUCAUGUUAUUUGGAAACACGGAGAAGCUUUUGAAGAGACAAAGAAUGCAAGUCACAGCGUUGGCAGGUUUCUGAAGCGAUGUUUCACAUUCAUGGACCGUGGAUUUGUAUUUAAAUUAAUUAAUAAUUAUAUAAGCAUGUUUGGACCAGGUGAUGACAAGAUUUUAUUCCAGUAUAAAUUUGAUUUUCUUCAAGAAGUAUGUAACUAUGAACACUUCAUUCCUCUCUGCCUACCCAUGAAAUCUGCAAACAUUCCAGAUCCAAUCACACCAUCAGAAGCAACCCAGCAGUUUCGUGCAUCAGAUGUUCCUGAAUAUAUUGUAACAAAUGAAUUUUGCCGGAAGCAUUUUUUAAUUGGAUUACUUCUUCGAGAAGUUGGAUUUGCACUCCAAGAAGACCAGGAUAUCAGACACAUGGCCCUAGCCAUGCUCAAAAAUCUGAUGGCAAAACAUUCCUUUGAUAAUCGAUAUAGAGAUCCGGAGAAGCAGGCAAAAAUAGCAAACUUGUAUAUGCCUCUUUAUGGGAUGCUUUUGGACAAUAUGCCAAGGAUAUAUCUGAAAGAUAUGUUUUUAUUCAGUAUAAAUACAUCUAAUCAGGGAUCUAGAGAUGAUUUGAGCACCACUGUAGGAUUUCAGAGUCAGACAACAAUGAAACAUGCAAAUUCAAUAGAUACUUCUUUCUCCAAAGAUGUUCUUAAUUCAAUUGCAGCUUUUUCAUCAGUAGUUAUUCCUGCAGCAAACCGUACUGACUCCAGAGGUUCCCUAGGAAGUCUUGACUCUAAUCCAAGUACCAAUGAAAAGAACAGUGAAAUAAAUGAAGCCUGUGAGAAGAUUGUAAGGCCAUUGUCUCUGAUUGGAUCAGCUCUUCGUUUUGACAAAUUAGAUCAAGCAGAAACAAGAAGUCUCUUAAUGUGUUUUCUUCAUAUUAUGAAAACAGUUUCAGAAGAUACACUGAUCUCAUACUGGCAGAAGGCACCAUUUACAGAAAUAACAGAUUUUUUCAGCAUUUUAGAGGUUUGCCUUCAGAAUUUCAGAUACUUAGGAAAACGAAAUAUAGUAAGGAAAAUUGCUGCUGUAGUUAAGUUUUCUCAGACCACCCGAAAUAAUGGAACAUUGAAAGGCUCCAGUUCAUCCUGUCAAACCUCUGGGCUUCUUCCACAGUGGGGACAUUCAGCUUCCAGCAGUGAGGUUCACAAGCAUCAUAGAUCUCAAACUUUACCAAUAAUCCGUGGGAAAAAUGCCCUUUCCAAUCAUAAACUCUUACAGAUGAUAGAUAGUACCAUUCCAAGCACUUCUAAUGAAAUAGAUCUUGUGAGUUACGUAGAUACGGAAGCCAACAUUUCAACAGAAGUUUGCCUUUCUAUACUCGAUCUGUUAUGUCUUUUCAUUCAGCAUCAUCAGAGACAACUGCAACAGUCAGAUUGCCAGAAUACAAUGAUGAAGAAAGUCUUUGAUACUUACCUGUUAUUUUUACAAAUCAGUAAUUCUGCAGCAGCUCUCAAGCAUGUAUUUGCUGCUUUGAGAUUGUUUGUGAGUAAGUUUCCAUCAGCAUUCUUCCAAGGUCAAGCUGACUUGUGUGGAUCUUUCUGUUAUGAGAUACUUAAGUGUUGUAAUCACAGAUCACAAUCAACACAGAUGGAAGCCUCUGCUCUGCUUUAUUUUUUCAUGAGAACGAACUUUGAAUUUAAUAAGCAAAAGUCAAUAGUAAGGUCUCAUUUGCAGCUCAUCAAGGCUGUAAGCCAACUGAUUGCAGAUGGAGGGAUUGGAGGUUCUCGAUUUCAGCAUUCUUUGGCAAUUACAAAUAACUUUGCUAAUGGAGACAAACAGAUGAAAAACAGUAACUUCCCAGCAGAAGUGAAAGAUUUGACCAAACGCAUAAGAACAGUUUUAAUGGCUACAGCUCAAAUGAAAGAACAUGAGAAGGAUCCAGAGAUGCUUGUGGACUUACAGUACAGCUUGGCAAAUUCAUAUGCAAGUAACCCUGAAUUACGUAGGACCUGGUUGGAGAGCAUGGCCAAAAUUCAUGCAAGAAAUGGAGACUUAUCUGAGGCUGCUAUGUGCUACAUCCAUAUAGCUGCCCUUAUUGCUGAAUAUCUGAAGAGAAAGGGUUACUGGAAAAUGGAAAAGAUUUGUACCUCUCGUCUGUUCCUGGAAGAUGCUGAACUCUCUGAUAAUAAUAUCUUACUAACAACUCACCCUGGAGGAAGCUUGUUUUCUAUGGGAUGGCCAGCUUUUCUCAAUAUUACACCAAAUAUUAAAGAAGAAGGAGCAAUGAAAGAAGACUCUGGAAUGCAAGAUACACCAUACAAUGAGGACAUCCUUGUGAAACAGCUGGAAUUAUGUGUCGACUAUCUCUGGAAAUGCGAAAGAUACGAACUCAUUGCUGAAGUUAACAAGCCAGUUAUUGCUGUAUUUGAAAAACAAAGAGAUUUCAAAAGGCUGUCUGAAUUGUACUAUGACAUCCAUAGAUCUUAUCUGAAAGUCGCAGAAGUUGUGAAUUCUGAAAAGCGCUUAUUUGGACGAUACUACCGGGUGGCAUUUUAUGGUCAAGGCUUUUUUGAAGAGGAAGAGGGUAAGGAAUAUAUUUACAAAGAGCCCAAAUUAACAGGCCUAUCUGAAAUCUCUCAGCGACUGAUGAAACUUUAUGCAGACAAGUUUGGAACAGACAAUGUAAAGAUAAUCCAAGAUUCCAAUAAGGUUAACCCCAAAGAUUUAGAUCCUAAAUAUGCAUAUAUCCAAGUAACCUAUGUCACGCCCUUCUUUGAAGAGAAAGAAGUUGAAGAACGUAAGACUGACUUUGAAAUGCAUCACAAUAUCAACCACUUUGUGUUUGAAACGCCGUUCACCUUGUCAGGAAAGAAGCACGGGGGUGUAGAAGAACAGUGCAAGAGACGGACAAUUCUGACAACUAGCCAUUUAUUUCCAUACGUGAAAAAAAGAAUACAAGUUAUAAACCAGACCAGUAUAGAACUGAACCCCAUAGAAGUAGCUAUUGAUGAGAUGUCCAAAAAAAUUUCAGAACUCAAACAACUUUGCACAAUGGAUGAGGUAGAUAUGAUUCGACUCCAGCUGAAACUACAAGGAAGCGUCAGUGUCAAGGUAAAUGCAGGACCAAUGGCUUAUGCUCGAGCAUUUCUUGAAGAAACCAAUGCUAAGAAAUACCCAGAUAACCAAGUUAAACUUCUGAAAGAAAUAUUCAGACAAUUUGCAGAAGCAUGUGGACAAGCUCUUGAAGUUAAUGAACGCCUUAUUAAGGAGGAUCAGCUGGAAUAUCAGGAAGAAAUGAAAUCUCAUUACAAGAACAUGCUCAGUGAGCUGUCAGAGGUUAUGAAUGAACAGAUCACUUACAAGGAGGAUUCUGCAAAGCAUCCAGGAGUGGAAACACAUUAUUCCCAUGCAAUCAGUAGAACAAUCACUGCCCCACCUGGAUCACUGCUUUCAUCAAAUGCAGAUAUUUCAUAACUGCCUUUGAUUAUGAACUGGAAAAUUUCGGCGUUAUUUUGCAAAACAAUGUAGGCAAAUUCUGGAGGAUACCAUAACUGUGUUACAUUAUUAUUUUUUAUUUAUUGAACAAU
Molecule: messenger RNA, 6707 nt
Organism: Pseudonaja textilis
Lineage: Eukaryota; Metazoa; Chordata; Lepidosauria; Squamata; Elapidae
Gene: DOCK10
Product: dedicator of cytokinesis 10
Biological process (GO): dendritic spine morphogenesis; regulation of cell migration; positive regulation of GTPase activity
Molecular function (GO): guanyl-nucleotide exchange factor activity
Source: RefSeq, a predicted model, not a curated record